AUGUCGCCAGCGCCGACGCCGAAACGGUUUAUGAUCACGCCAGGGACGACAGGUGCAUGGGUAGCACUAUUCCCCGACUACAACGAUUUUGAGCAGGCAGUCCAUAAAUACGAGCUGAAAAUAACGUGGCUGCAAACGUUGCUGCUGCAGAUUCCCGACCGCAUGCGCUGGAUGCUUACACAGCGGUACCAAUUGCGCCUUUCAUGGCCAGCCAAUAUACCCGCUGAUUUUUUAAUACAUGUACACACGCCCGAAAAGGCGUUGCAUAAACAAAAGCAGGCGCCUGUGGAUGAGGGCCCAUUGCAGCCAUGCGAGCUGCUCUUUGCCAAGAUUUCUGCAGUGAGCACAGGGACAAGACUGCGCGUAGAUGAGCUCGCAUCUUCAGCACACUGGCUGCUGCACCUCGCCGAGCAUCUUGGGGGCUGGGCGGCGCCGCUGCGCAGGGACGCCCAAGACAUUCCUGUGGAUGUGACCUUUGAGCGCGUCUAUCUCGGCUGCAUCCCGCAAUCGACACUGCCACUGAUUCUCUAUCUUUGUAUAGCUACUGUCGCCGCGUCGCUACUUUCCACGCGGGUACUGCGUAUCGUUGCGCAUGCGACACGGCCCACCAAGUAG
Molecule: messenger RNA, 615 nt
Organism: Malassezia vespertilionis
Lineage: Eukaryota; Fungi; Basidiomycota; Malasseziomycetes; Malasseziales; Malasseziaceae
Exons: 2
Coding region: 1-615 (204 amino acids)
Source: RefSeq, a predicted model, not a curated record